GUCUCCCAGACCGGGUGGUCCUGGACCCUGUGCCCCCCGUGGCCGUGGGCGACAGCCUGAACGUGACGUGCCACGUGCUGGAGGUGGCACCUCUGGGCAACCUGACGGUGACCCUGCGCCGGGGGGCCGAGACCCUUCGCACCCAGAGCUUCGGGCACGGCCCGGGGGGCAGCGCCAGCGUGGCCGUGGGGCACCUGCUGCCCGUCACCCGCGGCGACCACGGCCAGGAUGUCACCUGCCACGCCGAGCUGUCCCUGCGCCCGCACGGGCCCCUCUUUGCCCGCGCCGCCGCCCCCGUCACCCUCUCGGUGUUCG
Neopelma chrysocephalum (saffron-crested tyrant-manakin) is the source of this 315-nucleotide messenger RNA. Its product is annotated as intercellular adhesion molecule 5-like. Gene Ontology annotation, biological process: cell-cell adhesion. Gene Ontology annotation, cellular component: membrane. The annotation marks the transcript as partial. The transcript has a single exon. Gene Ontology annotation, molecular function: integrin binding. NCBI's taxonomy places the organism in Eukaryota, Metazoa, Chordata, Aves, Passeriformes, Pipridae. The record is from RefSeq and is a predicted model, not a curated record.